AUGAAGAAGAUAGUUUGUGUAGCAGUCGUUGGUAAAGUGAACGACCCUUUAUUUAUACACGAUUACUCAGGAGGAUCAGAAGAGAAUAGAUUGAAAUUAAACUAUAUAGUACAUUGUUCAUUGGAUAUUAUUGAGGAAAAGCCUGGAGCAAAGAAAGUUGGAAAUGAUAUGUAUUUAGGAUUAUUAUAUCCAACAGAAGAUUAUAAAGUGUAUGGAUACUUGACAAACACCAAGAUCAAAUUUAUCAUUGUUGUCAUGGAUUCAACAGACAUCAAAGACAAUGAUAUUAGACAAUUUUUCAAGAAACUACAUGUACUUUACGUACAAACUACUAGCAGUACAUUCUAUAAACCAAAUAGUAAAAUAGAAUCUAAUAAAUUCUUAAACAAUGUAACAACAAUUGUACAAACUUUAUAA
Messenger RNA from Cavenderia fasciculata, 417 nucleotides. RefSeq names its product trafficking protein particle complex subunit 2-like protein (gene trappc2l). Lineage: Eukaryota; Evosea; Eumycetozoa; Acytosteliales; Cavenderiaceae. Gene Ontology annotation, biological process: endoplasmic reticulum to Golgi vesicle-mediated transport. The record is from RefSeq and is a predicted model, not a curated record. Gene Ontology annotation, cellular component: cytoplasm; nucleus; TRAPP complex. The transcript has 3 exons. The coding region runs from base 1 to 417 and encodes 138 amino acids.